Messenger RNA from Symbiodinium sp. CCMP2456, 2466 nucleotides. The record is from the annotation of a GenBank genome assembly. Lineage: Eukaryota; Dinophyceae; Suessiales; Symbiodiniaceae.
AUGGCCAUGAAGAAGGAGGCCUUCGCCCUCCUCGUUGACGACUCCCUACACGCCUUGCGGGCUCAGCUGUUGGGAGCGUUUCCCGACACCGGCAGUGCGCAUGCCACCUUCGAAGAGGCCUCUCCACCCAAGGGCUUGAACGGCCUCCCGAAGCCGAGCGGCAAGCGACCGAGCGCCGGUCAAUUCUCGACAGGCGUGGCCAUAGAGAUCAAGCCCAAGGAGCAGUUCGACGCACAGGUUCAUGAUUCCGGUGGCAGCGGUACUGCCAGCCAGCAUCUGGAGCUGCUCGGCCGAAGGCAUGCCAAGACGGUGGACAGCGAGUGGUCCCAGAAUGGCAUGGGGCUCGGGGUCUCCAGGAAGCAAUCCCACCCGCUGAAGGAUUCCCUGGAGAAUCUCAGUGACGAGGAGGCGCGAGCAAUCCGCCACAGGCUACGGUUGCGGCUGGGAGCCCUGACGUCCAAGAAGCUCGUGUCCGGAAAAUCCCUACAUGAUGCUUGUAGCUCGCUGGGCCUGACGCGGUACACCAUCGAGGACAUGAACGAGCUUGUGAACCUCUUGGCGGAUUUCAUCGAGCUCACCUUUGAGGCAACGGAAGCGAAAAUGCCGACAGGUCGGCGAGUGAGCGAGUCCUCCACCGGCAUGUUCGGGUUCAGACUGAGCGAUGUGAACAAUCUCGGCAAACCAGUCUGGCAAUGGCCUCACAUGGACGCAUCGGGGCGUGAGUCUUUUCAUCGCAGUGCAUCACUCAAUGCCUACGUUGACAUGGCACCGCGCUGCCACCUAAAUGUGGUGCCAGCGCAGCCUCUGAUGGACCUCUUCCUCGCGCAGGAGGGAGACGUCCACCGGAAGUGCUUCGGACCUCGCAUCUUGAAGCAGUUCCAGGCUAUGAAGGAGAUCCUUCUGGCAGGAGACACAAACCGGCUUGUUGCUGAGUUGACCUUUGUACGGAUUAACGAUCUGGCGGCUCCACCGGAGCCGAUGAACCUCCUCUUGUGCUUAGAGCCAUUGGUGGCCAUCGUCAUCAUCGCUAAUGGCGUCAUGAUUGGUUUUCAAACGCACCCGUCGUGGGAAUCAUGGCCGUACUGGAUCAUCGUGGAGGCAAUCUUUGCGAGCUUUUUGGUGAUGGAGAUUGCUUUGCGCAUGCAUCUUCAAGGUCGCCGAAGCUUCUUCAGAGGAGCUGAGCUGCAGUGGAACCUUUUUGACGUAUUCCUGGGCGUGACGGGUGUCACAGACGUGAUCAUCCAGCUGGCCAGGGACAGCACCAACGAGUCUUUCUUUGGCACGUCGCUGCUCCGUUUCUGCAGAUUGAUCCGUUUGGUGCGCAUCGUCAAGGUUUUCCGUUUGAAAGCCAUGAAGGAUUUGCGGCUGAUGGUCAAGGGACUGAUUGCUGGAGUGAAAACCUUGGUGAUGGCAUUUACACUGCUUUUCACGGUGUUGUAUGUCAUCAGCGGCUUUGCCACGAUGACUAUCGGUCAGAGCAUUGGCUUGGACGACCAGCCGCAAAUCGUGAGAGACUUGUUACCCUUCUUCAAGACGAUCCCAGCCUCCAUGUUUACGGCCUUCCGCUGCUUCACCGGAGAGUGCACGGACCACGGUGGACGAACGAUCCAUUCCAUUCUCGCCGAAGAGUUUGGGCCAGUCUUCAUCUUCUCCUACGUUGCAAGCUAUAUGCUGGUGUCCAUGGGGAUUUUCAACGUGAUUUUGGCAGUGUAUGUCGACAUCACGAUGAAGGCUGCCAAGGAGAACGACGCCGUCACUUUGGAGCAGCACUCGAAAGAGUCCAUCAGGAUCGCGCGCAUCACGCGUGAGCUCUUGAAGAAGUUUGCCGGAGCCUACCGGAUGUUCCAGGAGAUGGAGGACGGGGAUGGUGAGAAGUAUCUGGACAUCUCCAACCGAAAGAGCGACAUGGUCUUUACGGACGGUGACGUCCACGAAGGCAUCGCCAUUACGAAGGAGUUGUUCCUCAUCGUGAUUCAGGACCGUCGUGUCCAGGAUCUCAUGGAUGAGUUGGAGCUUCCACCCGAUCGGGCCAAUCUCUUCGAGAUUAUCGAUGCGGACAGCAGUGGAACUUUGCACGUGGCGGAGCUUGUCCACGGCCUGUUGAAAAUCCGCGGCGAGAUCACCAAGAGCGAUGUCGUGGCUGGUCUCCUGGCGACCAAGGCUUGCUACGACAAGGUCGCGGAGCUGAAGGAGGAGCAAGAGGAGAGCCUCUCUGCGGUCCGCAGCCAACUGGCGGUGCUGCAUUCGGAGAUGCUGAUGCGGCGCCGAAACAGUGGCUCCACGUGCAUGUCGGCUCCCGAUGCUGACCUGAUGCAGGUCCAGGAAGAGGAGGAUCAGCCGCCGGAGCUGCUGGAUCCCCCUCUCUCGAAGCCGCGGCUGCUGAUGUCGCCGGCCCGGUCCGGCGUUCCGCUGAAGCCUCAGCUGAUCAACGACGACGGCGGAGAUCCGCCAGCUCCAGGCGUUUGA